Molecule: messenger RNA, 1326 nt
Organism: Rhipicephalus microplus (southern cattle tick)
Lineage: Eukaryota; Metazoa; Arthropoda; Arachnida; Ixodida; Ixodidae
Product: homeobox protein abdominal-A homolog
Source: RefSeq, a predicted model, not a curated record
AUGUGCACUCCUUACGUGUGUGCUUGCGUGUUUGCAUGUCGGAGCCUGCCGCGUCUGACGAAGCUUUUGCGCCUCUUUGUUUGCCCCGUCGCAGGUGCCAGUGGGUUGCGUCGCCGAGGCCGCCAGACCUACACCCGCUACCAGACCUUGGAGCUGGAGAAAGAGUUCCACACCAACCACUACCUGACGCGGCGGCGGAGGAUUGAGAUGGCGCACGCUCUGUGCCUCACCGAGCGCCAGAUCAAGAUCUGGUUCCAGAACCGCCGCAUGAAGCUCAAGAAGGAGAUCCAGGCCAUCAAGGAGCUCAACGAGCAGGAACGCCAGGCACAGGCAGCCAAGGCUCAGCAGGCGGCGGCCGCGCAGGCUUCGAGCGACGCCGGCAAAACGUAAGAUCCGACCGGUCUCAUCUCCUCUCCGGGCCGCUCCUGGAGGCAAGGACAAACCCCUUUGUAGACAGGCGGCUCCGUACUACUACUACUACACCAACUACUACUACUACACUACGCUCCCACCGCGGCGACAGCUUGGGCAAACGCGCUCCUCGCGAAAAAGCCCCGAUCGCCUUUUCCUUUCCACUGGUUCUCCACAUACGUAUUACUAUAAGCGCGUACACGCAAUGAGCCGCCCGGGCCAGCAACGCGCAGACCUAUUUCACGCCGCACGGUAAAUUAAUUGCGUGCGUGUUCGAGUGUGCGUCCGUGCUUGCUGUGCCGGGCACGGGUAUUUCUCUCGACUCUCGGAAAUGGCGGUGACGUGGCACGUGCCCUCCUUUUUCUUUUAUUUCAUUUCGUCGCGAGUCGUUGUCCACCAUUUUAAAAGGCGCGUUCGUCGGAUGCCGCACGUCCCCCUGAAAGAACAAGCUUCGGGGGAAAACGAAAAAAAAAAAGUUAUGGAAGUGCUGCCAUCGCAUCGAGGCAGUUUGGACUUUCGUUCGCAUUUUUUUUUCUGCCCUGUCGUACCAUAUUUUUUUUUUCUUUAACUAUGAUGGUGCGCGUUAGGUCUGAUGCGUCCAACCACGAACGACACUGAUUGGGCUCGGUGUUGACCCGAGACUGAUGACGCUUCUGGCAUCGACGAAGGGCGAUCCCUGCUUCUUCUGAACUACGAAAGCACACUUGCCCUCGCAAGACUGUCCACGAACUCGUCCGCGACAUUGUGUGUACGCGGAACAGUCUCGCCUGUGUGGAAGAACACUUGUGCAACCACGCCAAGACAUCCUCCCCAGUUUUAUUGUUUUUUUUAUCCUACAACUUAGUUUCAUGCGACGUGCUUUUUUUUUUCCUUUGUCGACGUGCACCUGCAUGGUUGCGUGUGUGUGUUUGUGUG